Sesamum indicum (sesame) is the source of this 1041-nucleotide messenger RNA. RefSeq lists its product as uncharacterized. The record is from RefSeq and is a predicted model, not a curated record. NCBI's taxonomy places the organism in Eukaryota, Viridiplantae, Streptophyta, Magnoliopsida, Lamiales, Pedaliaceae.
AUGCUAAAGUGGCCUCGUCAUAUAAGGUUCACACCAGCUAAAAAAUUCUCGAGCAAAUAUUGCAAGUUUCAUCGUGAGCGGGGACACGAUACGAAGGAAUGCUUCCAAUUAAAGGAUGAGAUAGAACGGUUAAUCAGGCAAGGGUAUUUCAAAGAACUCGUUUUAAAGUGCCGUGAGAAUGAAAGCGUUGUUAGAAGGAGCCGGUCCAGAAGUCACGAGAGGGCUAAGGAUCAAGGAAAAGACAUACGAACGGAAGUGAGCCCAAGGGAUAACGCGCUUGUGAAAGGUGUAAUUUAUACUAUUUCGGGAGGACCUGAAGGGGGAGAUUCUAGAAGGUCGAGGAAACGCCAAAAUCGGAGUGACCAGAGGGACCAAUUAAUUGUGAACGUUGAACUAGAGGAGGAGAUCACAUUUGGGAGUAAGAACGCUGCCGGGAGAACUGGGUCGCAGAAUGACCCCAUGGUGAUCAAGCUAGUCAUAGCUAACUUCGCGGUCCAUCAAGUGCUGGUAGAUAAUGGAAGCUCCGCUGAUAUCAUCCUAAAGGAUGUUCUGGCCAAAAUGGGCCUAAAAAAUGCAAAGUUGGAACCUGUGAGGACACCGCUGGUUGGGUUUGGAGGCACUGAGAUCGAGCCUUUGAGGACCCUCGACUUGCCAGUUUCCAUGGGUGACGAGCCAAGAAGAAAGACAUUAAUGGUCAAGUUUCUGGUGGUGGAUACACCGUUCGCGUACAAUGUGAUCUUGGGAAGACCAGUGCUUAAUUCCUUUCGUGCGGUGGUUUCCACUUAUCAUCUAAAAAUGAAGUUUCUGACCAAAGCCGGAAUUGCUGAGGUAGUAUGCGAUCAGGUGGAGGACUGCAGAUGCUAUAAUCUGUCCCUAAAAAAGGGCGAGAGCGCAGAAAAGAAGAGAAAGCUGGAGAUCGUCGAUGACAACAAUCGAAUAUCUGGAGAGAGAGUAGAGAGAAUACAACCGGUCGAAGGUCACAAGAUGGUGGAAGUGAUUCAAGGAGACCCUUCUAAGACUACCAGAUUGGGUCGCAUUUGA